CACACACUUCAACAACCACACCCAUUUUCACACCAAAUUAAUUAGUCAAUCAAUGAAAGAUGGGCUUCGACGAUCUCUGCAACACAGCCCUCAUUUUAGGCUUAGGAGGACUCACUAAUCAUCACCACCCCCAUUACACACCUACAACUUCCACCCCUAAAUUCGACCCCCCUUUGACCCUCAGCCUCGAUCUCAAAUUGACCAACAAUUCCGCCGCCGCCGCCGCCGAUUCUUAUUGCAAUUACAACGAUCGCCGCCAAGACAGCGCCGCCUCAUCCUCCAACGUCGUUUUCGUCACUACUGUCAAGAGAGAAAGAGAAAUUGGCGGCGGCGGCGGCAGCGACGACGACGGAUCCAAUGGAAGAAAAAAGCUCCGACUCAGUAAAGCCCAGUCAGACCUUCUAGAAGAAAGCUUCAAACGCCACAGUACUCUCAACCCUAAACAAAAACAAGACUUGGCCCGGGAGCUCCAGCUCCGGCCCCGGCAGGUCGAGGUGUGGUUCCAGAACCGGCGAGCAAGGACGAAAUUGAAGCAGACAGAAGUAGACUGUGAGUUUCUUAAAAAGUGCUGCGAGGCUUUGUCGGAAGAGAAUCAGCGGCUGCAGAAGGAGCUGCAAGAGCUGAGAGCUUUAAAACCAUCGCCGCCGCUCUACAUGAAGCUGCCGGCGGCCGCGACGCUCACCAUCUGUCCUUCUUGCGAAAGAAUCGACGGCGGAGGUGGCGGCGCCGCCGCGCCGGAAACUCGUUCGUAUCUCGUGGCGGCUCCAAAGCCGCACUUCUACACAAAUCAAUCGGCGGCUUGUUAAUUAACUUUUUUUUUUUUAUAAUUAUAAUGUGGUAAAUAUUAAGCAAAUAUUUAAUUUUAAUUUUAGGAAAUUAGUGAUCUUUGGUCUCUUCUUGUUAAUUAAUGUGUGAUUCAGUUAUCAUGUCCACCAUUUUAAUUUAUUAUUAUUUUUUUUUUGUCU
Andrographis paniculata is the source of this 965-nucleotide messenger RNA. Its product is annotated as homeobox-leucine zipper protein HAT22-like. Gene Ontology annotation, biological process: regulation of DNA-templated transcription. The transcript is spliced from 3 exons. Bases 60 to 806 code for a protein of 248 amino acids. NCBI's taxonomy places the organism in Eukaryota, Viridiplantae, Streptophyta, Magnoliopsida, Lamiales, Acanthaceae. The record is from RefSeq and is a predicted model, not a curated record. Gene Ontology annotation, molecular function: sequence-specific DNA binding; DNA-binding transcription factor activity, RNA polymerase II-specific.